GUCACUGUUUCUACGUGUAGUUGGUUGGAAUGGAGGCGGAGUCAACUGGGAUCCGUUCUCCCUACCUAGUGCGCGCUCACGACGCAGAGGAAACUAAUUCUGUCAGGGAUACCUAUCUUGGCACGUCCCUCUCUUCAUACUUUUGGUGCGUGAGCUGGUUAGGGCUGUCUUUGAUGGAGCGCUGGCGGGGCAGAGUGGCUCUGGUGACCGGAGCCUCGGUCGGGAUCGGGGCGGCUGUAGCCGUGGAGCUGGUCCGGCUCGGUAUGAAAGUGGUGGGCUGCGCCAGGGACGUGGGGAAAAUACAGAAACUGGCAGCAGAGUGUCAGAGCGCCGGUCACCCUGGUGUUUUGGUGCCUUUCAAGUGUGACUUGACCAAAGAGGAGGAGAUUCUGUCCAUGUUCGCCACGAUCAAAGAGCAGCACAAAGGCGUGGACGUGUGCAUCAAUAACGCUGGCUUGGCUCAUCCAGAGGCGCUGCUAAAUGGCAAAACCAGUGGCUGGAAGAACAUGUGGGAUGUAAGAACUCAGAGUUAUUUUAGAAAGAAAAUAUUUCUGGUUGGUAUGCAAUAUAAUAUUGAUAACAUAUGUAAUAUGUUGUUGUGUGCUACAUAUGAAAGCAUUCACAGGAGUGGUUUCCCAGCAGAAUACUGUACUCUAAUGAAAUGAUAAAUUGAGUCAUCGUUAUUUUUUAGA
Pundamilia nyererei is the source of this 692-nucleotide messenger RNA. Its product is annotated as dehydrogenase/reductase SDR family member 11-like. The transcript is spliced from 2 exons. Bases 30 to 665 code for a protein of 211 amino acids. The record is from RefSeq and is a predicted model, not a curated record. Lineage: Eukaryota; Metazoa; Chordata; Actinopteri; Cichliformes; Cichlidae.